Molecule: messenger RNA, 1835 nt
Organism: Seminavis robusta
Lineage: Eukaryota; Bacillariophyta; Bacillariophyceae; Naviculales; Naviculaceae
Source: the annotation of a GenBank genome assembly
AAAGAGCACCAUCAUUUUCCGUUGUUUGUUUGUCUGUUUGUCACACACCAUGAUGAUGAUGUUUUCGAUUGCUUGGAUUCUGGUGGUGCUGGUAGUGGCAUGGAACAACUUGGAUGCCGCUCCUACUCUCUACUUUUAUGAUGCUGCGGCGACGUGGACGGGGGGAUGGCAGCAUUCCAGUCUUCAAAACAAGACCAUUUGGAUCACGGGCGCUUCGUCGGGCAUUGGAGCGUCCAUGGUCUGUCAAGCCUUACAGGCAGGUGCCGCCCAUGUCAUUUUGAGUUCUCGGAAACGCGACAAGCUGCUCAAUGUGGCGUCCAAAUGUCAAUCUCUAUUGGGAUCGAAAUAUCAUCCCGAACACACCAAAAUGUCCAUUGUCCCCUACGACGCUGCCAACAAUAGCACUACCACAAUGGAAGCCACCAUUGUCGAUCGCGUCUGGAAAGCCUGUGGGGACGACCCUUUGGAUAUGGUCAUUCUCAAUGCCGGCGUCUAUCAAAAUCAACCCGCCAUGCUCACCACAAAACAAGAACGAGAUUACGUCACACGCGUCAAUUAUCAAGCCCCCGUCGAUUUGACGCAAGCGUUGCUCGAAAAAUGGAAAACUCAUGACAACCCAAAAGGACACAUUGUCGUUGUGGCAUCCAUCAUGGCCCAUGGACCCUACGGACUCUCCAGUACUUAUGCCGCUUCCAAAGCCGCGUUACGGACCUACUUUUGGUCACUCGCCACGGAAGAAUCGCAGUGGUUGACAGUCAAUAUGGCAUGUCCCGCCGCCACCCUGACAGGGUUUUGGAAUCCAGUCGCAUCGACACUCCACGCGGGAGGAUCCGCCAUGACGGCCGAUCGGGUCGCCCAUUUGAUUUUGACGGGAAUCUCUGGACCUUACAUGUUAUUCUAUGAAACAUGGAUUACCAAAAUGCCGGGCAUCCUCUGGUUGGGGUUGGCGCACUAUACGCCCGGAUUGUUUCUCGCCUUUUCCCACUUUUUGGCUUACAUACGAGUCCCCAUUUGGUAUCACGAACGCAUCGAUGCCAUGGAUGUGUCAUUGCUAAUGACACGGUUUGUACAAAUUGUCAUGGGACAGUAUCCGCCGGUGGUGGUGGAGACGUAGAGCAUCGAGGACGCACGAGCGACUAUACAAAACAAAACGACAAUACGCAAUGGAAUCGAAAAACGUACGUACCGAUUGAGUGAGUCAGUCGGCUCUAUUUUUGAAAAAUGGCUAUGCGUUUUCUGUAAAAUGAAUGGAUGCAUACUUGAUGUAUGUAUGUAUGUGAUGGCGAGAGUCCAUCGAUGGUGGCGGAGCUUACUCUAGCUAGGUGGAUGUAAAUGAAGGGUUUUUUCUUGUCACCACAUUCUGAUAUCUUGUUAUUAGUGACAGCGUAGCUGGUCACGCAAUGGGUCGCUUCGUCGUGCAUAUACCGGUAGCAUUGGAAGCAUGUUUGCCAUAGCGAUCCAGAGCGAGUGCGUCAAUGGUGGCAUGGCGGAGCAGUGGCUGGUGGGGCUUACUGGAUAAACGGAAAUGAAGUGUUUCGCGUUGCCACCACACUCUGAUAGUAACUUGCUUGCUUGCUUGCUUGUUAGUGUCAGUGUAGCUAGCUCGCCAGUAGUCAUUGUGGGAUCACAGUGGACCGCUGUUUCGCUUGGUGCAUAUUGCAUUAGUAGAAAGCAAAGCAAAGGAAGCACACUGAAAGCAUUCAAAUUUCACUACCUUGCUUUGCCGCCCUUGUUCAAGUUGCUUGGCUUGUGGACAGCCUGCAGUGGUCUCAUCUGGCUGGGUCCUGUAAGCUGUUCUGUACUAGCUGGCUCCAACUCCAGGCAAGUCUUUUGCC